AAUUCAGAAACGUUUUCGUGACAUCUCCGCAUUGCAUUACAAAAUCGAAAAAUGUGGAAGAGAAACUGCUUGUGUCGAUGAGCGUAUAUCAACCCAGGUAGCUAUGUUCCAAGAUAACCUGCUGCUGAUGCAAGUCGAGUUGGAAACAGCAUUGGACAAAGUCACUGACUCUUUGAUGUCUCCCAAAGAAGAUGCGGCCGCCGUUGCACAAACAGUUGAGGUCUUUUUGGAAUACAAAAGUGAUUUAGUCCACACAAGAGUCAUACAACUAGAUUUGAACACUGAUAUGGAAAAGUAUCUGACGGAUUUGGGUUUUAUCAUGAAAAAAAUUGAAUAUCUUCGCAAUCGAAAGUGCACUCGUCAGCAAAUGUUUGAAGCAUUGGGUGAUAAGUUGACACUUAAGGACAUAAACGGUUUGCUAACCCAAGCUCAAUUUGGCGCUGUGACCACAAAUAACAGAGAGGUGUUACAAAAUGUAAAUAUGAAAAUAUUUUCAAAGGAAUGUGAUUGGCAGUAUGCGAUUGACACCUUCGUUACAAAAAGCUCCUCAUGUGCCGAUAUUCUUCAAUUGAAAUCCUUUAGCGACAGUAUACAGCAAGUUUUUGGUGAAAUUGAUGUGGAUUUAAAUGAGAUGUUUAAAAUUGCAACGCCAUUUAAGACUUAUGCAACGAAUAAAACAAUUCAACGCGACGAGAAAUGUUUGUCAUGUGGAGCGCCAGUCGAAGUGGAAAAAACUGAGCUGAAUUUGAAACUAUGGCAAGAGCUUGUUUCUACAGCCGCUGUUCCAGCCAAGAAAUCGAUCACAUUGAAAUACGAAGACUUGUGCAUACCUGGACUACCGAUCCCACAUCCUCUUGAACAAGGUUCAUAUAUUUGCCAACAUGACUGCGGCGAGAUUGUCAAAACAGAAGAGUCGUUAGAGCUGUAUAUAAGAAAAUUAAAGCCAGACGCUCAGCCUCAUAUCAAAGCAGUUCCUGAAAAGGUUAAUAACAAAACACAGACUGAAUACCGAUAA
This is a messenger RNA of Leguminivora glycinivorella, 1015 nucleotides long. RefSeq lists its product as uncharacterized. Bases 104 to 1015 code for a protein of 303 amino acids. The transcript is spliced from 7 exons. The record is from RefSeq and is a predicted model, not a curated record. Lineage: Eukaryota; Metazoa; Arthropoda; Insecta; Lepidoptera; Tortricidae.